CGUAACAUAAAACAUAGUUCAGUCUAGGGAUAUUUGUUAUUUUACCAACAUAAAUCAACAGUUGGUGGAUGUAAAACGAGCACAAUCACACACUCAUCACCGUCUAAUCUUCCUCGAAUUCUAUUUUUCGACAAAUGACAACGUCACUUUUGACGUACAAAUGUUAGGUUAGAACGGUCAAAAUUUCUGAACAUUCAGAUAACCAAAGUUGCAUUUCCUUCCCUAGUGUUGUAUUAAUACGGUUUUAAACAACCAAAAUGUCAACUUUGGAGUAUUCCAAAUCACUUCAAGCCUGGGGAAGAUCGUCAUGGAAAAACGUCCACAACUGUAAACAGUGCCCCUAUUUUACAACAUCGCUUUUCUUUAUGGUCAACCACGUGCGACGACACCGCCUCCCUGUGAAAGAAUUCGCUUGCCGAAGCGCCGAAAUUGAAUCAUACCACUGUAAAGACUGCAAUUUUAAAACGGAACUAACGAUUUUAUUCAAACAACACAUUAAUAAAAAUCACAGCGUUAAAAGCGAAUCAAGGGACGAUUUAUCACUUCAGGACUUCAAAAUCCAAAAUUACGUUUGCGAAAAGUGCGAUUUAGAAUCAAACAUGUUUUUAAAAUGGGCUCGACAUACUUCUAAAUGCACGACAAAAAAAAGUGUGAGUUGUGUGAAAGAGGAAACCACGUAUAUGUUCCAUUUCAAGAAAGUUGACGGGAAACGUUGGUAUUACUGUGCACUGUGUACCUACAAAGUUAGAAAUAAAGCAAUUUUAAAAUGUCAUAUGGGAAAACAUACUUUAAGUAAACAAUAUACGUGUGAUAAGUGUCCAUUUAAGUGCAGGUGGAAAGGAAGUUUAAGCAAUCACGUAAAACGAAACCACUUAGAUGAACGAGAUGUUCAAUGGCACAAAUGUGAAAAAUGCCCUUUUAAAAGUGUAUUAAAAAGUUAUUUAACCAGACACGUAAACAACUUGCACUUGAAAGAAGAAGAAGGUAAAUGGUUUCAAUGCAAUGAGUGUCCAUACAAAACAAGGGUGAAAGGUAGUUUAAAAACUCACGUAAUUUUAAAACAUCGAGAUGAAGAAAAAAUCGAAUUAAACAAACAAAAUGCAGAAAAGCGUAAGUGUAAAAAGUGUUCAUUUAAAACCAUAAAUUUGUUUGACUCGAACGAAGAAGACGUUAAAUUGCAAGAAUGUAAGGAGUGUCUGCUCAAUAAAAAUAAGCGCUAUGAAUGUAAAUAUUGUCCAUUCAAAACCAAGUGGAAGCCGAAUUUACAUAAGCACGUAAUUACUUUCCAUCUGGACGAUAAAGAAGCUAAAUGGCACCAAUGUGACAAAUGUCCAUACAGAAAUAAAUUUAGAGCAGAAUUACGGAAACACAAAGAAGUUAAUCAUUCAGAAGAACCAAAAUGGUAUGAAUGUGCCAAGUGUUCGUAUAAAACUAAAAUAAAAACCUACUUAAAACAGCAUGUACCGAUUCAUUUCGAGAGCAAACCGUAUCAGUGCGAAUAUUGUCCAUACAAAUCGAGACGCAACCGUGAUUUAAAAACUCACAUAAACGACCGCCACAUAUUUCAGAUAAAUCCUGAUGGUAAAGACGUUAAAUGGUACGAGUGUGAAAAAUGUUCGUUCAAAACUAGAAAGAAAAAAUGUUUAAAAAAUCACAUAACUAACAUACACUUGAGCAAAGAAGACAUCAAAUGGCUCCAGUGCAAUGAGUGUUCAUUUAAGGGUAAAUAUUUGUAUCAAUUAAAACGGCACGAAAUCGCUGUGCAUUUAAACGACGACAAAAUCAAGUGGUUCGAGUGCGAAUAUUGUCCACAUAAGACGAAACUCAAGAGCUAUUUAACGUCCCAUAUGAAUAGAUGCCAUUUUGAAAAAACGGACGCUAAUAAGUGGCACAAAUGCGAUCAGUGUCCUUACAAAACCAAAAUUGUGUCAUUUCUUUAUAAACACCAACAAGAACGACAUAAAUAGGAUUUAAUUUAGUGUAGUAGUAUUAAGGCGAUUGUAUACAUUAAGUACGGGUUUUGUUGUAUUUUAUGACUAUUUUUUCAAUAAAAUUGAAAAAACAAAA
Messenger RNA from Zophobas morio, 2067 nucleotides. RefSeq names its product zinc finger protein 64-like. The record is from RefSeq and is a predicted model, not a curated record. Gene Ontology annotation, biological process: regulation of transcription by RNA polymerase II. Bases 258 to 1967 code for a protein of 569 amino acids. The transcript is spliced from 2 exons. NCBI's taxonomy places the organism in Eukaryota, Metazoa, Arthropoda, Insecta, Coleoptera, Tenebrionidae. Gene Ontology annotation, molecular function: DNA-binding transcription factor activity, RNA polymerase II-specific; RNA polymerase II transcription regulatory region sequence-specific DNA binding.